UUCAGGAAUGACGUUCAAUGUUGAGCCGCGUUAUACCAACAUUAGACAAAUUGGAGACGGUGCUUAUGGAGUUGUAUGUUCGGCUUUAGACACGGAUUUCAAUCAUCCAGUUGCCAUCAAAAAAGUUGCGCCUUUCGAGCAUGCGACUUUCCUGCAGAGGACGCUUCGAGAAAUUCUAAUACUGACUAGAUUCAGCCAUGAAAAUAUUAUCCGAAUCUGCAAUAUUUUUUGCCAUCCAUCUUUAAUAGAUGCAAAAGAAAUUUAUAUUGUACAAGGUUUAAUGGACACAGAUCUUCACAAAUUAUUGAAGCAACAGAGUUUAUCAAACGAGCACAUUUGUUACUUCAUUUAUCAAACUUUGCGUGGCCUAAAAUACAUCCACUCUGCCAACGUCAUUCACAGAGACUUGAAGCCCUCGAACUUGUUGAUCAACACAAAUUGCGAUCUCAAAAUCUGUGAUUUUGGAUUGGCGAGGGUAGCUGACCCGAGACGAGACAAUGCUGGAUUCUUGACCGAGUACGUUGCAACGAGGUGGUACAGGGCGCCAGAAAUCAUGCUCAACUCAAAAUGUUACAACAAAUCGAUAGACUUGUGGUCUGUGGGGUGUAUUUUUGCCGAGAUGUUCACCAAGCGAGCCUUGUUUCCCGGCAAGAACUAUCUGGAACAGCUUACUCUGAUUUUGAAUGUACUCGGCAUGCCCGCAGAACAGGAGCUGAGCUUCAUCCGGAAUGAGAAGGCGCGAAAUUAUGUGAAAUCGGUGAAGGCUAGUAGAAAGGUUCCCUGGACGACUGUGUUCAACUCUGUCACACCUACUCCAAACACCGAUGCCUUAGACCUGGUGGAACUACUGCUGAAGUUCAACCCUGACAAUCGGGUGGACGUGGAGCAGGCACUCCAGCACCCAUUCGUCAGCCAGUAUCACGACCCGAACGACGAGCCAGUUGCCACAGAACCUUUCUCCUUCUCACAUCUACAACGAGUGGACGAGACAGAUGACAGAGGAGUGUUGCGCAAUGUGCUGAACGAGGCCCUGUCCACGUUCGAGGAGAGACCCCCAGUGCUACCGGAGGACUUCGACGUCGACAACAUCAACUCGGCAGCCCCUCCUCCCACUAAUCCCCCGCCAAAUGUACAUGGGAUGGAGGCAUAACACUACCCCCGCAACAGCAGCUAUAUCUCGACUCAUCGUUAUUAAUGAAGCACAACGACCACAGGAUAUUACAACACUAAUGACAGCGUCUAAAAUUGAUAACAGCUCCUGGACAAAAAAAACAACUGGAUCGGAAAGGGAAGCUGUGUAGCUAUUCACAAAACUACCUUUAAAAUAAACUCUAUAAAAACUGAAAAAAAACUAACAUUUUUUGGUAGUUAUAGUGGAAAAAUUGUGAUUUGGAGGUGGAAUGGAACUAAAAAUUGACUGAUUGUAAACCGAGGUUGUGUGUUAACAAAUGAUGGUGAAAUGUUAUUAAGAGUCAAUGAACAGUGUGACUCUUAAGAGUCAAGGAACGAAGACUCUUAUAUAGGUCAUGAUGAUGUUU
Molecule: messenger RNA, 1538 nt
Organism: Symsagittifera roscoffensis
Lineage: Eukaryota; Metazoa; Xenacoelomorpha; Acoela; Convolutidae
Product: mitogen-activated protein kinase 1-like
Exons: 7
Coding region: 8-1150 (380 amino acids)
Biological process (GO): protein phosphorylation; intracellular signal transduction
Cellular component (GO): nucleus; cytoplasm
Molecular function (GO): ATP binding; MAP kinase activity
Source: RefSeq, a predicted model, not a curated record